Molecule: messenger RNA, 585 nt
Organism: Helobdella robusta
Lineage: Eukaryota; Metazoa; Annelida; Clitellata; Rhynchobdellida; Glossiphoniidae
Exons: 5
Coding region: 1-585 (194 amino acids)
Source: RefSeq, a predicted model, not a curated record
AUGAUAAUCGUCUUCAUUCUCGUCCUCAUCGACAUCACCAUUCUCAGCGCCUGGCACCUCUUCGAUCCCAUUUCCGUCGUCAGUGAGAACAUCAAGGAGCACGUCAUCCCGACAACGCAGGAUCAUCAAGGUCCCAAGGCAACCAUUAGCAGGACCCAUUACGGAGACAUUCCUUCGACCAAGAGCCAAAAAGUGACGGAUGAAGACACGCACACCACAAUCCACAGCAACAACUUCUGUUACUCAGAAAACAUGUGGUACUACGCCGCAGCUAUGUGGGGUGUCAAAGCUCAGUUAAACGCAGAGUUACUCACAAUUUAUUUUCUAUUAGAUUGCUAUUUAAACUUUCCUGUCACAGAGGCUGUACACCACGCCACACCUCGCUACGCCACACCACACUACACCACACCACAACACACGACGCGCAUGCAUGGCAUCAUAAUACGCGCGUAUAGGCUGUACACCACACCAAACCACGCCACGCCACACCACACAACAACACGCCACACCACGCCACACCACGCCACACCACACCACGCCACACCACACGACACCACACCACAAGAUGCACAUAACAUAACAUAA